Molecule: messenger RNA, 1523 nt
Organism: Entelurus aequoreus (snake pipefish)
Lineage: Eukaryota; Metazoa; Chordata; Actinopteri; Syngnathiformes; Syngnathidae
Gene: isca2
Product: iron-sulfur cluster assembly 2
Exons: 4
Coding region: 74-604 (176 amino acids)
Biological process (GO): iron-sulfur cluster assembly
Cellular component (GO): mitochondrion
Molecular function (GO): 4 iron, 4 sulfur cluster binding; 2 iron, 2 sulfur cluster binding; iron ion binding
Source: RefSeq, a predicted model, not a curated record
UGAACAAAUCAUGUUUUGCAUUAGCCAAUAGCGUGUUUCUGUCAUUUGAGGCGGGACUUCCUUGUUGUUUGUUAUGAAAGUACUAGAACUAGCUAUGAUAUCUGCGUCAAAGUCAAAAGUGAUAAGCCUUCUAAGAGCUUCUGCUCUCCUGAAUCACAUCACCGCGAGACAGCGCGUUCCUCGGACCCUGCAGAGCCCUCAGCUCCUUUCCAGCAGUGAAAUGGUUGCGUUUAGCAGCACCUCAAGUCAGCUGAAGCCAGAAGAUUCAGGUCCUUCUGAAGACAAGGUCAACCUCACUGAGUCAUGCGUCAAGAGGCUUGGUGAGAUCAUGGGGAAAGGCGAGUACCUGAGAAUUCAUGUAGAAGGAGGAGGCUGCUCUGGUUUCCAGUACAAAUUCUCAGUUGAUAGUAAAAGGAAUGAGGAUGACCGAGUGUUUGAGGAGGGCGGCGUGGGCAUCGUUGUGGACCAGGAUAGUCUGGAGUUUGUGAAAGGAGCCACGGUGGAUUUCAGCCAAGAACUCAUCCGCGCCACCUUUUUAGUACUCAAAAAUCCUCGAGCUGAUCAUGGCUGCUCCUGCGGCAGCUCCUUCUCGGUUAAACUUUAACAUUUAUCGGCUGCAUCACCUUGGCAAUACUCCCUGCACUACUGGGGUACCAGCUUCUUACACACAAAGUAUAUUCAUUUCAACGGACAACCAUCGCAAGGCUUUUACUUUGUAAUCUGUGACAAUUAUUUAAUUAUUGGCAGUAUUGUCAAUAACCAUAUUUAGCUUGUAACAGAUUCCUAUAUGGUAAAGUAUCAGCUGAAAUGUGUUUUAAGUUUUUAAUUCAUGCAUGUACGAUAUGUAAAUAGCCAAACAAAUCCUAUUUAUGCGGUUGAAAAUAAAAAAGUUAAGAAUUAUUUUCAAUGUAAUUUUUUGUUGAUAGGCAUGAUUAUUGUUGAUUAAUCAUGCCUUGAAGUAAAUGAAACAUGACAUCUGAUACAAGUACACGGACCUACAUUAUUCUGCUCAAUGCAACUCUAGCAUAACGUAGCUUAAAUUCCGCAUUGAGUUUUAAGAUUUUAGUCCUGACAUUCUGUGCGUUGCAUGGUGGGGCCCCUCAGUACAUCACUGAUUUGCUAUGCCCCUACUCCUCAGGGCGCAUCCUGCAGUCUUCAGGCCAGGGUCUUCUAAAGAUGUUGUUUUAAAACCUGUGGAGACCUGGCAGUCCAGGCUAUAGCUCCCAGACUCUGGAACAAUUUGCACCAGUCCCUCCGUGAUCUUGACUUGUGUUGAAACUUUUAAGAAACAUUUGAAAACUUCUCUUUUUAGUAAAGCUUUUAGUUAAUGCACCUUUUUACUAUAAUUUUUAAUCCACUUUGUAUCCUUUUUAUGAUGUUGCCCCUGUUGUUUUAAUUGAAUUGGUUUUUUUACUUCACCUAUGUUUUGUACAGCGCUUUGUGAUUUUAUCUGUGAAAAGCGCUGUAUAAAUAACAUAUACAUACUUACUUACUUACAUAAAAACAGGAGUCCAGAACUUUGC